Messenger RNA from Saprolegnia parasitica CBS 223.65, 984 nucleotides. RefSeq lists its product as hypothetical. Gene Ontology annotation, molecular function: copper ion transmembrane transporter activity. NCBI's taxonomy places the organism in Eukaryota, Oomycota, Saprolegniomycetes, Saprolegniales, Saprolegniaceae. Gene Ontology annotation, cellular component: plasma membrane. Gene Ontology annotation, biological process: intracellular copper ion homeostasis; copper ion transmembrane transport. The record is from RefSeq and is a predicted model, not a curated record. The transcript has 5 exons. The annotation marks the transcript as partial.
AAUGUCUGUCGCCAUGGCCAAGCGACUUGCUAGCUUUGUGCUCAUGGUGCUCUUGAUCUCCAUGUGUGCGGCGCAUCAAAUGCUCGAAGAGACGUACUGCCCGCUCUGCAACAUGGUGGUCAUACCCGAACUCAACCAGACGUGGCAGGGCGACCAAGCCAUUUACGGCUGCGAAAUGGCUGGGCACAUGGAGCUCCUUCGCACGCUUCCAGAGUCUCUCCUGCGGUCCCCCGAGACCGUCGACUCCAAUCACUUGCCCGAACCCUACGCGAGCGCCGGUGUCGCGUGUCCUGUCUGCGGUAGCACACACGUGCACGUUGCCAUGUCGUGGGGCUACCAAGGCAACCAAAAGCUCUUUGCUUGCUCUGACGCCCAUGCGAAUCUCAUCAAAGCUCAGCCGUCGGUGUACUAUACCGGCAAAGCGCCCAGCACGCGUGAGACGCCGCUCUGCCAACACUCGACCGUCAUGUUUGACGGCUUCCAGUCGUUUGUUGGCUCGUCCUGCCCCAAGUUGUUUCUCCCGACGUGGGUUCUCUCGAGCGAGCGUACGUACGCACUCGGCUUUGCCCUUGUCGUGCUCAUUGGCAUUCUCGUCGAGUGGCUGGGCGAGCUUCGCGAAGACGUGGAGGAGCGUAUGCUGCAACAUUAUGCCGCGUACGAGGCCUGUCACCAAGCCACACCCAGUCUUCCGACACUCAAGCGACGGCCGACACCGCCGGUUCGAUUACCGCUCUCGUGUAAAGUCGUUUUGAGUGUGCUCUACAUGCUGGCGCUGACGCUCGGGUACCUACUCAUGCUCGUCGCGAUGCUGUACGAGACGGGCCUCUUUGUGGCUGCAAUCCUCGGUCUCGGCGCAGGCUUUUACCUCUUUAAAGACACGGAGCAAGCUGAGAUGUCGGGCAAUAUCGAUCCGUGCUGCUCGACGUGACGCCGCGUACUAACUUAAAAUGCUCACCAUAGAUUGCUACCUUUGAUUGGCUGCAG